ACUGUCAAACAACUCGCGUUUUCUUCACGCAUCGGCUCGUGUUUUUUCCUAGUGAUUAGAAUUUUGUGAUUAAUUCCAAAAGUGCUGGUUCUUUUGCGUAAUCAAUGCGAAAAUAAAUUUCUGCAUUGGGGGUGCGCAACUUUUACUUAUCUGGUGGAAAAGCUUGUCGAAGGCAUUUGUUCAACGGGUGUUGUGUGAAAGAAAUCUACUAAAAUGGGAAACGUGCUCGCAGCUUCUAAACCAAUCGCCGCCAGUGGAUUGCCUCCUCCGCCGGCAGAACCAUCGAUAGCAGAAGUUCCUACCGCCACCUCGGAAUCGGACAAACCCUUGGACAACCCGGGAUCGAUGGAGGAACUGCACAAAAAGUGUAAAGAUGUUAUGCCUGCAAACUUCGAGGGCGCCAAGCUUAUGGUUAACAAGGGCCUCAGCAAUCACUUCCAGGUCUCACACACCAUUAACCUCAACUCGUCUAAUACCAGCGGAUACCGUUUCGGGGCCACCUACGUUGGUACGAAGCAAAUUUCCCAGAACGAAGCGUUUCCGGUGAUCCUGGGUGACAUUGACCCAGCCGGAAAUUUGAACGCCAACAUUAUUCACCAGGUGGCACCGAAUGUCCGGUGUAAGUUCGCCUCCCAAAUCCAGAACAGCAAAGUCACUGCCGCACAGCUGACCACCGAUCUCAAGGGUCAGGAUUUCACCGCCUCGCUCACCGUGGGCAAUCCGAACAUACUCAACAAUUCCGGCGUCCUGGUGGCUCACUACCUGCAGUCGGUAACCAAACGCUUGGCGCUCGGUGGUGAGCUCGCUUAUCAGUAUGGACCGGCGGUUCCCGGCGGUCAAAUUGCCAUUGUAUCUGCCGCAGCCCGUUACGCCACGGAAUUGUCCACCUGGUCCGGUACCGUUGGGCUGGCCGGGGUUCACGUGUGCUACUAUCAGCGAGCCAGCGAUCAACUGCAGCUAGGUGUGGAGGUGGAAACCAACUUCCGGAUGCAGGAAGCGGUGGCAACCCUCGGCUACCAGAUCGAUCUACCAAAGUCCGAGCUCGUAUUCCGCGGCAUGGUGGACACCAACUGGACGGUGGCCGCUGUUCUAGAGAAGAAACUUCCACCACUGCCGUUGACCUUUGCCCUAAGCGGCAUUUUGAACCACACCAAGAACCAAUUCCGACUGGGUUGCGGUUUGAUUAUUGGUUAAAAAACGUACAUUCUUGAUUAGGCAUUUUAACCGGAGUUCAAAUACACAGCAGGGUUUGGCACAGUAACGAAUCGUGCGGUGCGUAUUCGUGGAAACCUAAGAGAAUAGUUGAACCACAGCCAGCAAAAAACAGCAAAAUUAGUCCGUUAGAAUUGAAAUUUAUAUUCAGAGUCAAGUAACUGAAACAUUACACAAAAUAUGACAACAAAAUAUAUGAAAUAACUAAAUAAA
This is a messenger RNA of Uranotaenia lowii, 1425 nucleotides long. RefSeq names its product mitochondrial import receptor subunit TOM40 homolog 1-like. The coding region runs from base 214 to 1194 and encodes 326 amino acids. NCBI's taxonomy places the organism in Eukaryota, Metazoa, Arthropoda, Insecta, Diptera, Culicidae. Gene Ontology annotation, molecular function: transmembrane protein transporter activity. Gene Ontology annotation, biological process: protein import into mitochondrial matrix. Gene Ontology annotation, cellular component: mitochondrial outer membrane; mitochondrial outer membrane translocase complex. The transcript is spliced from 2 exons. The record is from RefSeq and is a predicted model, not a curated record.